GCUCGCCCCGCCUGCCGCCGCGGCCGAAUCCCUCGCGUGUUGCGUGACAGCUCGUGUCAUUUUGCAGUGUGGUUGCUUUGCGUUUAUCCCUUUGAUACUGAAUUUUCGGGAAUUAAUAUCUUGAAAGGCUGAACUAUGAAAUGAUGAGGAAGCUUAUCAUCAGUGGUGCACAGUGAGAAGGUCCUGCAGGUCACGGGGAAGAGCUCGGGGCGGCCCUGGGCACCGUGGAGGCGGGAAAUCCGAACACCACCAGCUGAUAGUGUUGGCGAGUGUUGUGGCGGCGGCGGCCAGGGGGACGUGUGGCCUCCAGUGACUAAUUAGGGGAGCAGGGUGGACCGCAGGACACCAUGCCGCUGUUGCACAAGCGGCCCUUCGUCAAGAAGGAGCCGCCCAACAACCUGCAGCCCACGGACAAAGUGUUCUACUGCGAGAUGACGGGCGAGGUGUUCACGCAAUACGAGGAGUUCUGGGAGCGCCUUGUGCUGUGCAACUCCAUGGUGUGGUGCUGCGAGAUGACCGGCCGGCCAAACCUGACCUACAUGGAGGCUGUGGAGAGUGAGGGCAAGGCGCGUCGCUGCCUCUCCAACAUAACUCAGCAGCUGCGACGGCCCGCGAUAUAUCUGGCCAGCCUGACACGGCGCGGCCGAUUCGUGGACAUGAACGAAGAUGUUUUUCUUUAUGUCCGUGACCGCUACUUUGUGGGCGAGGAAGUGGAGGCCAUCGUGAAGAACCACUGGUAUGACUGCAAGGUAACAAGGGUAAUUAUGCCAACACCUGAGGAAGUGGAGCAAUACCUCAAGGACCAGGAAGAUACUGAUGAAGAGAUGGAGGAAGAAGACAACAAGAAGAGAGAGGAGCCAGAAGGGGACGAUGAUGUGAUGGUGAUCAAGGAAGUAAAGGCAGAGAAGACAGAUGACAAUGAAGUGGAGGUGCUAGAAGUAAAUACAAAGGAAAAAACUGAGAAUAAAGACAAGAAGAAGGUGGAGGAGGAAAAUUACCCUCCAUUUGCCACCUUCAAGUAUGAAGUGAUUGAGUUGGAGCCGUGGGACUACAAGGAGAGGAAGACACACAUUGUGAGCUGGGAACAGAUUCGCCGCAACAAAGGUGUCUUCACGAGGGAAAAGUGCAAGUUGUUCCUGAAGCAAAAUCUCCAACUGUCCUCCUCAGGGUUCUGGGCUGUCAAGGAGAGGACGGCAUCCCAAUACAACCUGUCAGACAUGAAGUUCUCUGACAUUUUUCCGGGCCCCCCACCCAAGUUCAGGGAGACGCGGGCCAAGAAGAUGCCUGUGAGCCUGAACCCAGACCGGGCAGCUGAGCGGAAGAGGGACAAGAAGGAGGUCAGGGAGAAGGGUGAGGGAGGGGGUGAGAACAAAAGGAGAGGACGACCGCCUCUUACUGAAGAGCAGAAGGAAGCCAAGAAGAAAAUGCUUAAGGAGGCAAAGGAAGAAAUGACUGCUGAAAUGAGAGAAAAGUUAAAACUGAAGAUGGAGAAGGAAAAGGAGGAGAGGCAAAAGGAAAAGGAGGAGAGACAGAAGGAAAGGGAGAAGGAGAGGGAGAUCAAAAAGGAGGAGAAGAGGAUCAAACUCCAGUACAUUAAAGAAUGGCACAGAGUGAGAGACGACCUUGACUGUGAUGACCAUAAGGACCUGCCUCAACCCACCCCGGUGAUCUGUGGCAUCCCAGACCAAGAGUUCAGUCAGUUCAUGACGGUGCUGGAAUUUGUCAACAUUUUCUGGGAGGUGCUGGAGCUGAAGGAUGUUUAUCCUCAGGGCAUCACCUUUGAAAUGCUGGAAUCUGCCCUUGUGGAGAAGGAAGUGGCUGGCGUGUACAGCGACCUUCUGCAGCUGUUGCUCCAGGCGCUGUUUACACUGCAAGAAGGAGAGGAUGACGAGGUGAAGGAAGACGCCACACAGGAUGUGGGCCUUGACACUGAGGCGGGCGACCUCAGCGUGGAGGAGGCGGUGCGAGUAGCCAACCGCACCACCACCUGGACACAGCUCCACCACGGCCAGCCAUUGCAGAAGCUCCAGCUGGAUGCACUCACCCUCACGGAGGUGUUGAGGUUGCACCUCCUGGCCUCCGGGGCAACCACAGGGGCCAAUGCACGAUGGAGACACUUCAACCGUGGCGGCUACAAGCACCGUGACGACCCUGGCCUGCAUUUCAAACUUGAAGAGCCGGCACUGCUCAAGAAAUUGGCGCACACCACGGUGUUUGACCUUCCCAUUGGAGACAAGCUGAAGGUCCUGAACACGCUGAUAGGCCAGAUCCUCACCUACGCCUCUUUGCGGGACACCAUCGACGACAGCAUUGAGGAGCUGAAGAAAGUCAAGAACCUUCUCCGAGUGCACCAACAGACAGCGGGAAGGCAUGAAAAGGAGAUCCAGGCAGCAAAGCUGCAGGAGAAGCGUGACCAGAGGCAGAAGGAGCAAGAAAAACUAUUGAAGGCUGCUGAGAAGAAGGCCAAGCAGGGUGAGGAGGGAAGUCAGGAGGAAGUGAAGAAGGAAGACGAGGAGGAGGAUGGCGAGGAAGCGGAGGAAGAAGAGGAAGAGGAGGAGGAGACGGAGGAGGGAGAGGCAGAAAAGGCAGCUCGCUUGGAGAAGGAAGCCAAGAGUAACGAGGCUCGUCGGCAGGAAUUCCGGCGUCGCGAGGCAGAACUUGUACAGAAGGUGCUGGAGGCUGGGCGUGGGGUCAGCACUGUCCCGCUGGGUCAGGACCGAGCGUUUCGUCGAUACUGGGUGUUCAACAGUCUGCCCGGGCUGUUUGUGGAGGACUAUGAGCCCAAUCCUGGAUCAUGCCGCACUACCCCCACCCCCCAACACUCUAACUCCUUAGCCAGGAUAAUGGAAGGGCAUGAGGAGGCCAUCAGGGCACAGGCCUGCCACAACCUGUAUCCUCCUCGCCCUGAGGAUGCUGCCCCGCCUUCCAGCAACAAGGAGAAUGAUGGUCCUGCUCCUCCCCGACUCCCACCCCCAACCUACCCUGCCAGCCGGCCGCUGCUCCUGGCUAAUGGGGCUCAGGCCAGUCCCAAGGCAGAAGCCAAGGCUGAGGAGAAGGAGUCAGAGAUGGAGGUGGGGGUGCAGCCAGUGUUUGGCCUCUGUUCAGCCAACCCGGAGACCUGCCCUGUCCACUCUUCUUCCACAACCCGCCACCGCUGGUACUUCUUCCACAAGCCUGAGCAGCUGGCUCCUCUUCUGGCCGGCCUCAACCCCAGGGGCAAUAGGGAAUGUCGCCUGCGAUCUUCACUCAACACCCUCAACACCAGCCUGCAGACCUCCCUCAAGGCCUGCCCAGUCAGCCGCCUCAACCCCAGCCUCAGUGCCCUGCAGGAGAUGGAAGGCGACAGUGGGGUACGUAAGUCCCAGCGCCAUGGUGCUGCCGCUGCUGCUGCCAAGAAGGACACCAACCUGAGCUUCCCCCUGGGCACCCCAGUACAGGAGGUACUCAAGGUGACCCUGACGGACAUGAUCCUGGAGACGGAGGAGAAGGUUCACCUGGGAAUGCUUGGCAACAUGACGCACCCCUUGGGGAGGGAUGAGUGGAGGGACGCACUGGUGUCUGGCACCCUGCCCACCCCACACACCAUUGAUUAUGGGGGGAAGAAGCACAUUGAUCAGCUCAAGGCUGAGUUAGGUCAAGAACCUGGAGAACCUUUGAAGGCUGAGGAGGAGGAGGACAACGGGGUAUUGGAGGAAGUGAAGCAACUCCGUCAUGCCAUCCUCCACCUGUCCAGGGCUGUUGACUCCAAGUACUUGCAGCCUCCCCUGGGUGAGACUGAGAAGGUGAGGAAAGCUCGGGAGAGGGCAGAAGAAGCCUACUUAAAGCGCCACCGGAAGGAUGAUGAGUCUGGCUCAGACAAAGGAGAGGAAGAGGAAGAAGAGGAGGAGGAGGAAGAGAUAGAAGAGAAGAAGAAUCUAUCAUGCUUCUUAACACCCUUGGAGCGCUGGGAAGCCUCCUUGAUGGCCUCCACCAACCUGCCUCAGCUGUGUCUCCACUUUGCCACACUGGACAACUCUAUUAGCUGGGCACACUCAGCAGCCAACAUUCGGUGCCGAGUGUGUCGCCGCAAGAAUGACCCCGAGAGCAUCCUGCUGUGUGAUGGCUGCAACAAGGGUACUCAUCUCCAGUGCCUCAAGCCAAAGCUUAAGGAGGUGCCUGCUGGGGACUGGUACUGUGACCGCUGCCGACCCAAGGAGCGUCCCAAGAGUCCUCGCAAGAAGAGGCAAAUCUACUGUGAAGAGUCAGAUGAGGAGGAGGAGCAGCAGUAUAGUGAUGUGUGUUACGGCUGCUGUCAAGACGGCACUCUGAUCCUCUGUGAUACCUGCCCGCUGGCCUUCCACCCUGAGUGUGUGGCGCUGCGCAAGGUGCCUCGCGGUGCAUGGUCCUGCCCGGAGUGCACAGGGAAGGAAAAUUCUGAUGACAAAAAGAAGAAUAGCAAAGAUACCAGUAGAAGCAACAAGGAUGGUGGCAGCAAGAGCAAGGGCACCCCUAAGGCUGCCACUCCCAAGGCUGCUGCACCUAAAAAGACCCCCAAGAACACCACACCCAAGGGUACAACUCCCAAGAGUACUCCCAAGAGCUCCUCGACAAGGGGUCAGAAGAACAGUCCAUCACCCCCAGUCGAGACCAGGAAGAGGAGGAGCGAGGGUGACACGCCUCAGUCAGCAGCUAAAAGGAGCAAGACAGACAACAGUUCGGACUCCCCACCUCGUAGGCAGAGUGGGCGAAGGUCCCUUGUGGAUGAGUCCUGUGCCCUGAACACAGCAGCGCUCACCUCCCUGCUGGAAGAGCUGCAGCGACACCCAGACUCCUGCCACUUCAACAAGCCCGUUUCAAAGAAAUUGGCUCCCGACUACUACGAGGUGGUGAGGAAACCCAUGGACUUUGGGCGCGUGCGGGACAAGCUCAGCUCCCUCAAGUACACCUCUGAUGGGGAGUUCCUUGCCGACAUCAUGCUGAUCUUCCAGAAUUGCCAGCAAUAUAACCUGGAAGACACACCAGAGUACCGAGCAGGCUCCUUGCUGUCUGACUUGUUCAUCAGCAGGGUGUCCCAGCUGGGCCUGUCCCUGCCCCACACCUCGCCCUCCAGCACCCUCACCAUGGCAGGCAGGAGGCGGCGGCGCUAGGGUCAUAGGUGACCUAAACCAAGGCUAGAGUUGUCUUAGGGGCAGACUGGCACCCACAGGUGCACUGUAUGCCUGCUUAUUUCUGCCCUUCCCUAGCUAGGAGCUGGUAGAUACUCUCAGGGUCACAUUGCCUGCCUGUCUCCAUGGAGGAACAGGAGCUGCCAACUCACCCAUGAUUGUGGUUCAAGUCUUCAGUAUUUUUACUUCAGCCUUCUCAUGAAGCUUGAAAGCAAUGAGUGGGAUAUUUAAACCUGAUUCUUAGUUACAAUUUUAUUUAUAACAUUUUUAGUAGUUAGUUUUAUAUAAAACGAAGCUGAAAGCGCCUAGGAACAAAUUCUACGUUUUUACACAUGACUUUUGAUGUUGCUGCCCCAGCUGGCAGCUGUAUCUGUAGUAGACAGCACCAUAGGCUGUCUAGUACUCUGUAAACACUGGUGCGUGCACAUACCUGUAUCACCACCAGUACUGCUGCCAUGCAGCCACUGUACCGUACCUACUGUGAGUCACAUCACUGCCACCACAACAUUACAACCACUAUAUGCAUUACAGACAAGUUGCUAUGGUGAUGUGGGGACACCAAAUCCUGUACAAGUUAGUUCCAUAGAGAAACAGUGCCUGCUGUAGGAACAGUUUCUCUCAAACCUACUAAAGGGUGAGAACUGGUUUUGUAGUAUAUACCAUAAUUUCAACAUGAGGGAUCCAUGUGCCUCUGGUUCAAGGGGCGUGUGUUCCCGAAACACAUUUUAACAGUUAGCCGUACAUUCUAGCACAACACUCAGUCACAACACUCAGCACUCUACCAAGCCACCACACAACAUUUAGUUUCCAAUACAACCUCUACCACAGUAGUUUAGAACUACAAUUAUAUUAUUUACAGUGACUUAAAAGAAAAAUAUUUUGAAAAUAAAAGUAUUGAACACUU
Molecule: messenger RNA, 6048 nt
Organism: Eriocheir sinensis (Chinese mitten crab)
Lineage: Eukaryota; Metazoa; Arthropoda; Malacostraca; Decapoda; Varunidae
Gene: Acf
Product: bromodomain adjacent to zinc finger domain protein 1A-like
Exons: 23
Coding region: 348-5126 (1592 amino acids)
Biological process (GO): chromatin remodeling
Molecular function (GO): protein binding
Source: RefSeq, a predicted model, not a curated record